AUGUCGAAACGUACCGUCUUCACCACGGUGACGCCCCUCCCCGUCGGCGUCACCCGGCAGAUCGCACUCGACUUUUUGCACGACCACCACGAGAUGAUCGACCUGAACCCCUUGAUCAAAGAGCGUCAUCCCAUCCCACCACCACCGCACGCCCCGGCCGACGAACUGCGUUGCCAGUGGUAUUCGUUGACGGACAAGGUUUCCUAUUUCCCGGGCGUAGCGGGCGACGUCACGUAUACGUGCGCGUUUAAUGAUGUCCCGACUGGGCUGCAGACGCAUUGUUAUGCGCCGGCUGGACUGACAAUCCGGGCCAAAUGGUCUGUUGGCGGCACCCUCCCCGGCGAACCAUCACAACCUCACGAGCUCGGUCUCCGAGCACCCGCAACUGGCCUCUACCUCCGCGAAGACGUCGAUAUGCGGUGCAAUAUGUUGAUCACGGGUUUUGCCAAGAGGACGCUGAAGAAGUCACACGCCGCGCUGGUUGAGCGGCUCAAGAUGAAGGCGGCGAUGGCGGGUACCGCGGCCGGAAAGGGCAUGGGGUUUGGCGCGGUUGGGACGAUGAGCGGGAACAGCUACAGGAACAGCACAGGUACUAUCGCGUCGCCUCCGCCGAUGCAACUGAACUUUUUGAAAUACGGGCCAGUUGAACAUCACCACCCAACUUACACUCCUCCAUCGACCACUCCACCCCCGCCGGCCUCUGUAUCUGCGUCAGUAUCCACGGUAUCCGCGGUUUCGGCACCCAUUACGCGUUCCUCUUCGGUCUCAUCCUCCCCGUCCUCGUACAGCCCCCAGAGCAGCCCGGUGUGGUCGCAAGCGCCGAGCACUCUGGGGACAAGCCCUGCCAUGUCGACGACUUCAAGCACGCCGGGUAUUCAAGAGAAGGGGGGGAUGCGGCUGCAGCGGAAGCCGACACCACCAGUGGAAUUACACUCGGAACCAGCAGUCGAUCUUUCGCAGCCAUCACAGCAACAGCCGCCGCCGCAACAACAACAACAACAACAACAACCCAUUUGCGUGCCUGCGCCCGUGCCGGAAGUUGUCAUCCGGGAACCUGAUACGCCGUUUCUUCGUCCAUCCCAGCUGAACUGGCCGCUGACCAGUGCACCCGAUGUGCCUCCUGUUCCCACUCUGGUCCCCGCUGCGGUCUCUGUCGCUAUCCCCAUACCUCCAGUAACGGAACCAAAGCAAACACCGACUCAAACUAACACGACACUGUGGGAUUUACAAAAAGAAGUACAAGACCAUCUAGAGCUGCACAUGCAACAGCAACAGCAAGAGCAACAACAACAACAAGAACAACAAACCAGACCUCACCUCUCUUCCCAACCCAGCUGGCCCCUGAAAGCUCCCGAGUCACAACUCAACGCCAACUGGCCGCUCAAGCCGUUCACCCUUCCCACCACCACCACCACUACUCCCGCUUCCCCGCCUACCAUGACAGAAACAACAACCACAAUCCCCCGCAAACCCCGCCCGCAAUCCCAGCUCUUCAUCAAACCGUACCGUCCCCCCGCCCACCACGCCGCCGCCGCAGCCGCGCCCAAAGUGAACGAGCCCGACGCCAAAACAGAGGAAUCCAAACUCUCCGACGACGCGCUCUGGCUAGCUCUCGGAGGCGCGGCGGGUUCACGAGCCAAAGGGGCGAGGGCGGUAUCGAUGUACGGGGCACCGAGUCUAGUCCCAGCCCCAGCAGGGCCACCAGCAGGAUCAGUCGGACAGGGUCUCAAGCCAUAUCAGCCGCCGCGGAAUGUACGGGCGAGCAGUUAUGGGGCUGCGUAUGGGGUUGUUUAUGGAAGCCAGCAGGGGAGUGGGAGUGGGAGUUGGUCUGACUCUUUGUAUGCGCAUGGACAUCCUGAUUAUCCGCAGAUGAGUCCGUAUGAUGGGGAGGUUGUUGCUAGCGAAGCGAAGGAGGGCCGAGCUGGUAGUCCACAGGGACAGGCGGAGGGUAGUGGUGGUGUUGUUGGGCUGGGUGUGGAUGUGGGACGGGGAGGCCAUAUGCGGACGGUUAGUAUGCCGUCGAUGGUAGGGGGGCAUUGA
Molecule: messenger RNA, 2040 nt
Organism: Dichotomopilus funicola
Lineage: Eukaryota; Fungi; Ascomycota; Sordariomycetes; Sordariales; Chaetomiaceae
Exons: 2
Coding region: 1-2040 (679 amino acids)
Source: RefSeq, a predicted model, not a curated record